Molecule: messenger RNA, 5624 nt
Organism: Drosophila albomicans
Lineage: Eukaryota; Metazoa; Arthropoda; Insecta; Diptera; Drosophilidae
Source: RefSeq, a predicted model, not a curated record
UUAAAUGUCAAUAAGAGCAAAGAGAAAUGUGGGAGAGGUCACAGAGAGUAAUGCUCUCUAUACCAUGUGAUGCAUAUAUAAAUAUACAAUUUUCCGAUCAUCACACUUUGCAGUGGGAACAAAUACGCUCGCCGUGUCCGUUUGCGCUCAGAAUAGCUUCGACCAACGAACGGCACAUUACGGUUUCGAUAAUCGCGGCGAGAAGAAAAUUGCGAAAAAUCGCAUAGAAUAUAGAGCAGCAGCAAAAAGAUUCUGCGGUGGGGCGGUGGAUUUUUGUGAUUGUGUGUGCAUAACAAAAAAGUGCAAUGCCGUAUCUCGCUGAGUAAACAAACAAAAUCCAAUUGAGCAUUUCAAUACGCACUCACACACACGUAUGUAUAUAUGUAGAUAUAUGCAUAUAGUAUCUAUCUGGUCAGUCGGUCGUUUGUAAAUACUGUGAACCGACCAUGGACAAGGUGCCACCGCCAAAACCGCGUCGCACGCGUCAAAAGCUCAACACAUCCCUCCACUAUGAAUCCUUGCCAACGGCGCCGCCUGCGAUGUGCGGCCGUGCCGAUGAGAACAUCUUUCAGUUUCCAGCCGUCGCGUCCCGUGCUCGCAAUCUGUCCGCAUCGCCCAAACAGUGUGCCGAGAAGGAUUUGCCCGUUUGCCAGCAUGGCAAGCACAGUUGCUACUUCUGUCAGCCGUAUCGCGCGGAUCGUGGCACAAUUGAGCCGCUCAAGAAUCGUCUGAACUCGGCCAUUGAGGCUAUGGAUCAGUUGACGCGCACAUAUGCCUUGCUAGAGGGAUUGCUGGAGCAAAAGCUGGCCACGAUUACCGACAAUGAGGAGGAGUCAGCGGCGGAGGAAGCGCCCGAGAGUGCUGCACCAGUCUCUCCGACUCUAGCGCCAGCGUCAUCACAAACUCCAAGUACAAGUACAGCGCCUACUCCAGUAGCCACUUCAACUCCAACUCCGACUCCAGCUGCUGCAGCCAAAGCGGAUGCGGAAUUUGAAUUGGAGCACUCGCUCACCUGGCUGGAGUCGCUCUUUGGCACUGAAGUGGUGCCGCCCAUCAAACAGGGCAAGUUCAAGCGCAUACGCGAGCGCAGCAAGUCCAUGAUGGAGGACGAGAUCAAUAUGUAUUUGAAGGGCGAUCGCCAACUAAAGAUGAGCUCUUCGCGUCCAUAUCUGCUGCGUCGCCAGAGCACCUACAGUGACAACAAAUCGAAGGUGUCCAAGUGGACCAAAGUAAAGGCGGCAUUCAAAUGGGAGCGCGCCAAUGUGCCACCCGCUGGGGGCCAAGAAGCAGGCACUCUGAUGCCCCUGAAUAUGGAGGUGGAGAGAUACUUAAAAGUGCCCAUUAAUACGGCGGGCGGCAGCAGCUCUGCGGACAGCAUCAUAAGCUCCUCAUCGGGACACUUUAUGAGCGAGGCGGGCGGCACACCAGGCACCAUCAGCUCGGCGAGCUCCAUGGAUGAGCUGCAUCAGGAGUCAGGCAAUCGACAAGCGAUGCGUCGCCACUCAUCGAAGAGCGUCACACACACGCCCAAUAUCGAGGUAGAGUUGCGUAAAUCCGCCACAGAUGAGCGUCUGGAUGCAGUAAAGGCGCCAACGAUGCCCAGCAAGUCUGCCUCCAACAAAUCAUUGCGCCGGUCGAAGGCUUUCUCCGACUUUGAAGUGUUGCCCGAGGAUCAUGAGGCGGACAUAAAGUCGACGUCAAGUCGCAGAAAUAAACUGCCGCCAAGUCCGUUGAAUCUCAAUCAUGUGUGCAGUGAUCUACCCCAAUUGCAUUCGCCGCUCAAAAGUCCUGGCAAGGAUGGCAUCAGUUGUCCUAUGCGGAUGCGACACGUCAGCUCACCAGGCAACAGCUCGGUGCCGAGCAGUCCGUCGCGUCACUCGGAUUUCUUUGGAGAAUUCGAGAGUGAGGAUCUGUCGAGCGGCGAUUUCUCGGAGCCGACAACGCCAAAUCAUCUGGAGUUCAAGAACAAGCAAAGCGAAUUCGAGCAAUCCGGUGCCAGUAAUCGCAGUGUCAAGCUAUGCAGUGGUGGUCCAGGCAGCGGUAGCGGCAAGCGGAGCAGUGAGGAGCAUUCACCAACGCAGCUGCUACACAGCGAAUUGAUGUCCACCGAAAAACUGGAGCAGAAUCUGACGCCCCAGUUCAAGAAGAAGCUUGCAAAAUGGCGCGCCAAACAACAGAGCUCCAAUUGCUAUGCCAACUCUGAGCCAGCGUCGAGUCCUACGGCCAAGAGUCAAAGUGGUGGGGAGCUAAAGCCCAAGAUCGAUUGGAAUCUUUGGAGUUCAGGUGCUCUUAAGCUGGAGGGUCAGGGUUUGUGUGCGCUGCCCGAUCAAAAGGAUUUGCCUGAGAAGUUCCAGAAGAAGUUGGAUCAAUGGAACCGCUUGAAAUGUCCGCCAGUUGGCGGCACAAAUUCCGACAAUGAUUCACUGAAACGUAGUUCGAAGCAUAAUCAGUCGACGCGACGCGGCUCCGAUGAUGAUCGUUGGUACAAACACAAGCCGCACGACAAAGAGAAAUUGGCGCGUCUAAAAGCCAUUGUGGCGCCGGAUCAUACGUCUAAGAAUAUUGAGGUAAAGACCUCCGAUGGCGAGGUGAUGAAAUUCGAGGGCAUUUCGCGCAAGUUCACACGAAAACUCUACGAAUGGGAAAAGGCACGCGGCAUUGGCCCAGAGGCAUCCACAUUUGCGUUGCUUCAUCCUGGCUAUUGUCCUAUUGACGUGCGACGCAUCAACAAGGAAUGUCAUAAGGCCACUGCUGAGCACUCUCCCACGUUGAGUCGCUCGUUGUCCUUGGAUAGCGUCGCUCCCAGUGUGAAUCAGGCACAGGUCAUUUCACAGCAGGCCUCAUCCUUAUCCCUCAACGAUGUCAAUGAGUUCAAGGAGUUGCAGGACUGCGCCGAUGUCACCGAUCAUGAGUUUAAGAAGUACGACGAACCCGAAGCGGUGAUGGUCGAGGUGGAGGAGCACAUCCAUGACACUGCCUCGCCGCUGGUCACCGCGCACACGUUGGUCGAACAACAGACGCCCAUCUACAAGUACGAGGAGGUGCAAUGCAAUGACUAUGUCAACUCGCGUCGCGUGCAAAGCUUCGAGUCGCACACGAAUCUGGCACCGCUUUUGGGGGCUUUGAAACGUGCCGAUGAGUUGUUUGCCCAACUGCGCGAUGCCUCGCCAGACAUUGUCGAGCAUGUCGCAAUGCGGGAUUGCCAGACGUCAUUGCUGAGCAUACGCAGCAUUUAUCCAUAUUACUCGAACAACCUGAUGAAGCCGAGCGUGCUCAAUGCCGUCUCCGAUGUCCAGAGCGAGCUGGGACGUCUAGCUGAGCUGUGCUUGAAGUCGCCACUGGACGAGGCAUGUUGCCAGGAAACGAUGCUGGAGCGCAACAACGAGUACACGGAGGAACUUCAGGGACUGCAUGAAUCUCUGCUCUGCUUAAAGUUGGCCAUUCAAGGCGGCUCGAAUCGUUAUCCACGCGACAUUGUGCCGGACAUUAAUAUCACGGAGGAUGGCCAGCAGCUGGAGACGAGCUCAUCGUACGCCACCUGCGAUGCCUCCAGUCGCGACUACCUAACUCUGGAGGAGCACAGCGCUGCCUCGCCCUCACCCUCGCCCAUGGAGCACGAGCAUGAGACGGAGACCAGCACCACAACCGGCACGCUGUGCCGCGCUAGCAAUGUGCUGGUAAAUGCCAAUGUGAAUGCGGCCAAGAAGAAGCUGCGACUGCGCAAGAUGGGAUCACGACAGAACAGCAAGACGGAGAGCGACAGCAGCGAUGCGGAUACACACAGUGUGCUGGAGACACCAAGACGUCUACGCCGUAAGAACUUCCGCCUCAAACAGCGCUCGCUGGACGAUGAUUUCCGCCUGAGCUCGUAUACGCCCGUUGCCUCCUCAGCCCCAAUCGAAACAGACGACAUCGUUUGCGGUUCGCUGAAAGUGAAGCCGGGCGAGCGCAUUGAGGAGACGCACAGCAUUGCCAGCAGCUUGCCACAGCCGGUGGCACAGCUGAGCGGCUUUGUGCCACCGCCUCUGCCCGAGCCACACACGCGCAGUUACAACACCAAUGCCAAUGUGUUUGUGAAAACGAAGCGAAAGCUCUUCACCACCGUUCCGGAGCCAACUGCUGCCGAGGGCAUAGUUUUCAUCGAGAAGGAGCUGGAGAGUCCCACGCACAGUCACGAGGACGCACAAUCAACGGGACACACUAAGCUGGUGGCCACUCCGCGUCCACUCAGUCUGUUCAAGUCCAUUAGCCUGGAGCGUUUGACGCCCCUGCGUCCCAAGGAGGAGUUGCGCAAAUGCCAAAGUGCCGAGCAGUUGCGACGCGUCUCCUUGCAGGUGCGUCCGCCUCUGGCCAGCGAUAGCAUAAAGCGUCUGGCGCGUUCCAAGCGUCAGCUGGCAACUGCAUCGGCUGCCACCUCGACCACGCCAUUCCCCCAGGUGCCGCCACGUCGUGCGCAUCUGUACAAGAAGAACUCACUGCACAAAUCCCAGAGCGCCACCGUGAGCAACAACAUUGAGCACAAGAUUGCCAAGACCAGCUCCGGCUCGACAAUGAGCAAAGCUUGCCCCGUCUCCACAUCGUCUUCGUCGUUGGUGUUGCCCAACAAGCUGGACAACACAUUGCCACGCAUACAACGCAAACUGGAGGGCAAAACACUGCUCACGCCCACCAAGCCUAAGCAGUUUGAGUUCCCACCGCCCAUGCUGGAAGCGGAACGUCCAGCGACGCCGCUCACAGAGCGUGCGCUGCGUCUGCAACAGGCCAAGGCACAGUUUCUGCAGAGUGCGCCAGUUACACCCCGACAGGAGCCGACGACACCAUCUUCAGUCAUGGCCAUCAACGAGGCGGCUGCAUCGCUCCACAAGAGCGUCAGCGUGGGCAGCAUGCGUGGCGACACCGCACGGUCCACGGAGCAGCUGCAGCAGCAGGAGGUGACCACAGAUCAGGAAAGCGUUAGCAACUCCAGCGCUUACGAUAGCUUGCCUCGCUCUGUGAGUCGCUCGGGACGCAUCUCUAGCAAGUUGGGCUUUGCCACGCUCGCCUCCAAGUUGCGACGCGGCGGUAAAAAGUCCAAGGAUCCGCCACCGUCUUCACCAGCUGGGCCCAUGGGCAGCGCUCUCUCGGCGCUGUGUCGUCAAACGCUGUUCGCCGAUGUGAUUGCGCUGCCGCAGGUCAGCAGCGGAGAAAGACCGCCACCCAGUCCCAACUCGGCCAGCUCCACGCGGAAUGUGCACAAGUCGCAGAGUUCUCCGCAGGCUGCAGUGACUGGGGGAUCGACGAUCAAUCUGCACGACAGCUACGAGGGGCUGAAUAAGUCGCUCAGCGAGCAAUAUGUGCGUCAGCUGAAGGAGAGCAAUGUCUAGUCAAAGCGCAAGCGAAAUACCUCUAAAUCUAAGUCUUCUCUAAGCAUAGCUGGGUCUAACAUGGCAGUGGUCAAAGAAGGUUUUAGUAAAGCGAAAAGUUGUUCAAUUUGGUUUAGGAACUUAAAGCGUACUACAUCUAGGACUAGUCUAAGGACUAGUUUAGUCACUACUUCAGAUACUUCACAGAAUAAAAGUUGCUAAAUUCAAGAAAUAAACUAUAAUUUAAAUACUAUACAGCAAAAAAAGAAAGUUGUUAAGCUC